AAAUCGAAAGAGAAGAACAUCACACUCGAAGAAGCCAGGAAGCGUACAGAGGCUUCUCUGGCCCGCAAACGUGUCAAUGCCGGCCUCGCCAACAGUUCUGGUGCAGGCGAUGCACCGCAGUCUCCUGCUACGAGCGGUGCCAUGGACUCUCUUCUGGAGAAACUACGUGCUGCAGCUCCUCAAGCUAGAGAUCAACGUGAUCGUCGUCGGCGCGCCAGGUUGAAGGAACGUCACCAGGUUCGCAUUGCUUCAGGUCAGAAGAUGCCGGACGUCACUGCAUCUGAGCCCGAAAAUGGUGAAAAGCAGGCGGACAGUAACAGUGCCACUCUCGUGAGCAGCAAUAAUGACGCUAGCGCCACAGAGACCGGCCUGCUGAGCCCGCCAAGUCAAGAGACCGACGUAGACACUCAUGCGAAAGAGCUGCAGAUCUCGGAGAGCGAAGACGUUGCAGACCGCGCUGCAAGCAUGCUGCAAGGUCUCAGGGAUAAUAUGGAUAACAAUGGAGAACGUGCUCGACGGAGAAGAGAGAGCGCCGAGGAGGAGCGUCGGAAACGCAGACUGAGAAGGAGGAAUGGAGGAAAUGCUAGCAAAGACAGCGCUGACGGUUCGAUUUUGUCGACCGUCCCAGAGCCCACGACACCACCGCCCAAUACCGAAGCCUCAGCACCGAAUGAACCCGGCAUGGUCAGCCCUUCGAACGAGGAGGACGGGGCUUCACAGCCUCCUCAAACUCCCUCUAUUGUCGUUUCGCCGAACGCGGAUAUGCAUGAUAGAUCACCUGGUGACGAAUCUUCCCACGAUGGCUCGCCACCGAAUUAG
Molecule: messenger RNA, 819 nt
Organism: Aspergillus thermomutatus
Lineage: Eukaryota; Fungi; Ascomycota; Eurotiomycetes; Eurotiales; Aspergillaceae
Exons: 1
Biological process (GO): actin filament bundle assembly; mitotic actomyosin contractile ring assembly; barbed-end actin filament capping
Cellular component (GO): cell division site; mating projection tip
Source: RefSeq, a predicted model, not a curated record